Molecule: messenger RNA, 4403 nt
Organism: Boleophthalmus pectinirostris (great blue-spotted mudskipper)
Lineage: Eukaryota; Metazoa; Chordata; Actinopteri; Gobiiformes; Gobiidae
Gene: sp4
Product: sp4 transcription factor
Exons: 7
Coding region: 524-2824 (766 amino acids)
Biological process (GO): regulation of transcription by RNA polymerase II
Molecular function (GO): RNA polymerase II cis-regulatory region sequence-specific DNA binding; DNA-binding transcription factor activity, RNA polymerase II-specific
Source: RefSeq, a predicted model, not a curated record
UAUCUCCCUCUUUAAAAAUCAAUUGUGCACGAAAAAAUCUGUUUACGCUUAAAAUAAAAAUACAGGUUAUGCGUUUAUUUUAAUGCACAGCCAAGAGCGACAAGGCGUCCCUGCGUCGUGCGGUAGGAAUAACGGCGGCGACGAGAAGAGGGUGUUGUCCUGAUGCUUAAAUGGAAGUGGGAGGGCCUCCGCGGUCACACAUUGCCAAGUUCUCUGUGGAUAUCACCCUGACACUUUCUUAUUUGUUCGUUUAUGGACUGUCAACACGGUAAGAGAGAGGUCCUGAGAAGCUGCGUAAAGCGUCUGUUCCGGACUCUACUGUGGUGUAUCUUUUCUUCAAUACUCGAUGUGUGCUUGAUUGUGCUGGCGCUUGGCACCGCCCUUCCUGGCCGGUGGGUGGUUUCGUCAAAGGGACAGAUCCGCCACGGCUCAGCGCCGAACAUAUAGGCCGUCCUCCGCCUCUGUACCCGGCCGGCCUUCUACCGUGAACUACACCCUCUCCCUCUCGGUAUAUUAAUGCGUUAUGAGUGACUCUAAGAAAGAAUCAUCUGGAACAGAAGGAGGGAAAGCAUCUAAAAAGGGCAAAAGUACUGGAUCACAGGAUUCCUCCCAGCCCUCCCCGUUGGCUCUGCUAGCUGCCACCUGCAGUAAGAUCGGGGGACAAGGGGGAACAGAGGGGGCUCAGACCCAGACAGGAACCCAGCAGACCCAGGUCCAGACUGGUCAGAUCCAGCUGCAGGCUGGUCAGCUCCAGGGGCAGAUAGUGUUGGACACAGCCGGGGCUCAAACACUGGUGCCCCAACAGCUGGAACUGGUCCCAGCUCAGUUCACAGGCAACGGCUGGCAGAUCAUUGCAGCAGCUCCAGCUAUGGCCAAGGAGAACAACAAUCAGCCUGUAGCUGUUACACUGGCUCCCACGUUGGUCAAUGACAGCUCUCCUGGUGGACGCAAGGUGAAGGCAGUUGGUGGGACCAACAGCGUAACAGCCGGGCAGCAGCAGUUCCAGAUCAUUCAGGUUCAGAAUCUGCCCAAUGCUGGCAGCGGGGUCCAGUACCAGGUCAUCCCACACCUGCAGACUGCUGAUGGACAGCCGAUUCACAUCAGCUCAGCCCAGCCCACCUCCAUUGGAGCUUUGGCAGAUCAAGUUCAACUCAUACCAACACAAAGUCCUGGCCAGACCCAGACCAUUCUUCAGCCUUCCACCCAGCAGGCCAUCCUGACAAGUACAGCCAAUCAGACUGUCCCACUCCAGAUUCGCCCUGCCCAGUCUUUCCCAAUCCAGCUCCAGACUAUUCAAGGCUCCCAAACCCCCAUGAUGACCACAGUACCUAUAAACCUCGGAGGCAUGACUCUAGCGUUACCUGUCAUUAAUAAUGUGGGCGCCACUGGAGCUGUGCAGUUAAUUCAAUCUGCAGAUGGCACGUUAUCUGUUGCUAACAGUAACCAGUUGGUGGCAACAGCCAUGUCAGGGGCAACUUCAGCUCCAACUGCCCCAGCAGGGGCUGUGAGUGAGGGUGACAGCACAUCGGAGGGGACACAAGUAGUGUCUGCAGGAGCCGAGGGAGGCGCUGACAUCCAAGCACAAGGAGGUGAGGUGGACUCUCAGAGCCAGGCUAAUGGGCUCCAGAAUCAGAGCGACUCCACUGGAAGCAUCCAGCAGGUGAUAGUGGGCCAGGUCGGACACCAGUUGCUUCAACAGAUCCAGCUGCAGCCCCAGACUCAGGGUCAGACCCAAGGCCAGCAGUCACAGCCCCAGCAUAUUCAGACAGUGCAACUGGCCCCGGGACAAACACUGCAGCCCAUCCAGGCUUUCCAAAACCCUGCACAGGUCCUCAUCCGCACACCCACCCUGUCGCCCUCAGGACAGAUCACCUGGCAGACCUUGCAGCUGCCUGGAGGAGUGUCCCUGCAGGGUGGGCUGGGCACUGCUGUGCCUCAACAGCUCACACUGGCUCCAGUCGCCAGUGGCACUACAGUUGGGGGUGGAGGCCUUGUGUCUCUUAGCGGAGCCCCUCUGACUCUGAGUGCGGCCCAGAUUAACCCAGGUUCUGGGGUUCAGACCGUCAGCAUCGCGGGACUAGGCACCGCUGGGGUCCAGGUGCAGGGUGUUCCCCUCACCAUCACUGGUCUACAGAGUCAACCUCAAAACCAGGAGGGAGUCAAAGUUCAACCAUCUCAAGUGACCGUCACUGUUGGUAACAUGGCAUCAAGCUCAUCCUUAAGUCCAGACCAGUUGGGCUCUGUUCAAAGCUCUUCAGACCAGGAGGGAGUGCCCAGUAAGAGGCUACGUCGUGUGGCCUGCUCCUGUCCCAACUGCAGGGAUGGGGAGGGAAGGAAUAGUGGAGACCCAUCAAAGAAAAAGCAGCACAUCUGUCACAUGGAGGGCUGUGGGAAGGUGUAUGGGAAGACAUCACACCUGCGAGCGCAUUUACGCUGGCACACAGGCGAGAGGCCAUUUGUUUGCAACUGGAUUUUUUGUGGAAAGCGGUUCACAAGAAGUGAUGAGCUACAAAGACACAGAAGAACACACACGGGGGAAAAACGAUUUGAGUGCCCAGAGUGCUCCAAGAGAUUCAUGCGAAGUGACCACCUGUCCAAGCACAUCAAGACUCAUCAGAACAAGAAAGGCGGAGCAGCAGUGGCCAUCAUCACUACUGACGACCUGGAGGAGGAUGUUGCAGAGGGCUUGGGCUCGUCGCCACAGAUUGUUGCCGUGGGAACUCUGAAUCGAGACUCUGACCCAGCCACACCCACAACCUCCAAUCACCUGGAGGAGGAGGAAGAUGAGGAGGCAGCUGACUCUUGCUUGUACACAGAAGGAUAAUUUCCUGUUUGUGAAACCUGCAGAUUCUAAAUGAUGGUUGUGUCACGAUAUAUAAAAUUUAAAGGAAUUUGAAAAAGAAGAUAUGAAGAUAGUAGAUAAAAUACCUUUGUGUAAAAAUAGUUGGCUUUUAUAAAAUUAAUCUAUCAUUCCAUCUGCAGUGGGGAAAGUAAAACGAGAUUAGCACAAGACCCGAUGACAAAAAACAUAUAACUAUAAAGACCUUUCCUAAUCAUGACAGAAUCUCUAUGCACAAAGUUGCGUUCUGUUUCUUAUGUACAUUUCCCGCAAUGCUGAGGGUCAAUCAUACUUUAAGACUGUUUAAAGCUGUGAAAGAGCAGUGGCAGUCAUGAGAAGGAGAGGGUAUUUUUGUGCAUGUUGGUAUGAGUGAUGUCUCCCAUGGAUGAAGAUCUACCUAAGUAUAUGUCGUAAUGGAUCAGCUUGUAGUCCUCAAGUUUAAUUCAGGUGUUUGUGUUUUUGUGAUGACUUGACUGACAAAUCUUUGGCAGUCAAGCUGGACUUUGAAGAAAAAUGAGUAAGCACAUAUGAAAGAUUUAUUUUACAAAAUGCAUUCCUAUUAUGAGGCACAGUGGCCAUUCGAAGUAAAAUGUUUCUAUAAUGAAAAACAAUCUAGCUUUCUACAACUUUGUUCAGUGAAAGCAAUACUUCUGCGACAAUCCUAUUGAAGUCAUGUUUACAUUGUCAGGGGAUUUUUUUCUGUUUAUAAGCAAGUCUAUUCACUCUGUGAUAAAGGGACUUAUCAGAUAGGAGUGACGCUGUCUUAAAACACAAGGUACCACUACAAUCUGAUGGGUCGUGUAACAACAGCACUUAAACUGUUGCUUUCAAGCGGUUUAUCCCACCUUUCUCACUGGUGUGCGACCCAUAUAGGACAAUUGCCUUAACACAAGUAGUUGUACACUAGCCUAGCCAGUCAAGACAACGUGCUUUUCCUAUAGAAUGUAGAGCGCACCAGUCUGCCUGUCAGGCUAGUUGUAAGCUGAGAGCCGCUGAAAAGGUGGUUUAUGUCAAAGAUGGCGUGCCAGAGGUGGGUGUGAGACAGGCUAUUUAUGUGCAUAUAAUGAAAUGUUUUCUAGUGAUGUUGCUCUGUAUUAUUCUGUGCGUACAUUAUUUUAAAUUUUAUUUGAGAGUUUAUCAUUCUUUUUAAUGUCCCCUUGCAUUUUAUUAGCACACAGGUCCGUCUGUGUACACUAACUUAUUUAUCCUUGAUUUGUAAUAUUUGCCUUUUGCUGGACUUAUAUUGUGAGUUUGUGUACAGCAUGUUUGUUUUUUGCCCAGUGCUGCUUUUUACUCGACUUGUGCUAUACAUUUCUUUUCAGCGUCUGAUAAUUGCUUUUCUUGUUCUCUUUGCACCAUAAUAUGUUUUUACAAAAUACAUAUAAAAAGAAUGCAAAAAGCUACAGUUGUUAACCAAACAGAUUUAGAUGUUUUGGUAAACUUUCGUGUGUCGACCAACUUUUCUUUGAUAUUUUGUAGUGAAAUCUCAUUUGUAAAUCUUUUUCUAAAGAUGUUUGUUUGUCUUCAUGACAUUUGAUAAUGGUUAGCCUUAAAGGCUCCAGUU